Sclerotinia trifoliorum is the source of this 2377-nucleotide messenger RNA. The record is from the annotation of a GenBank genome assembly. NCBI's taxonomy places the organism in Eukaryota, Fungi, Ascomycota, Leotiomycetes, Helotiales, Sclerotiniaceae.
UCUACUUUGCCAAUCGCGUUUGCAUCAGCAUCAACCUUGAAUCGUGGAAUGAAUUAACUUCAACUUUCCAUUAGCUCGCAAUGUGGCAGCUACUCUGUGCCUAGCAUCGAUAGUUGGUAACCCUAUCUACCAGGUUCCCUGUUAUUGGCGCGAUAACAACAUUGUACUUCCACCACCUCUGGUCCAACGACGAACUGAUUACUGGAUUGACCAAUUCUUGUGAUUCCGCCGUUAUCGUGGAAGACUUCAAUAUCUCCGCAGACUGGUUGAGUCUUUGGAUAAGGAUACGGCUAAGCUAUGUACUGUCUUAUCAUUCUGGGGUUUCCAUGUGGCAUGAGCCCAUCAACCCGUGCUUUUUUUGACAUCAGAAAGGCACCAUUGAGAUACAUACUUUCUGAUUAGGAUAAGAUUGAUUUACUGAAGAGAAAUCAUCUGGAUGUUGACCCAAGCAGAAUAGGCUCAUCUCCAAGUCCGGAUUUAUCGCUUUCCCUCCCCCUCCCCUGCUCCCGCCCGAUUUGGGUCCAAACGAUUGUGCCUCAGCUACAGCCAAAAAGAGUGCAACAGGCAGCAUGAGUGCUCCGCGAUGUCGAAGGAGAAUAAAGUAUCCCCACAUCCGACGUCAUGUUUUCUUGAUUCGUGCACCGGAAAAUUUAGGGACGGAUGAGAUUCGAUAGGCAAGGUUAUUACUCGGCAGUUGAACAUGUUGUUUGGUUUCCCCUAACCAUGACGGUUCCCCACCCCGCUAACCCUUAGCCUAUCUACCUCCUCCGUCUAGACACACCGAGAACUAACCCCACGAUUUAUAUUGCGAGGCCUUUUUACUCUGGCCAAGAGUUAUCUCGUAUUGUGCCGAUACUAUUUGGACAACAAUCGCAAGCAGGAUUUGAUAAUUUUAUUAGCAUUGAAAAUUAGUUCGAUGAAGAAAACGCUUGGUAACUCAGCUUGCUAAUGAUGCACUAAACUAUUAUUAAAAUACUUGGCGCCAGUGGACCAAAAUCUACCCGGGGAGAUAGAUAGGCACAAAGGCAAUGAGUAUAAAGAAUCAUGCUUCUCUUCUGUAUUCGGUAUUUCAUCCUUCUAUAUCCGAAGAACAUCAUCUUCUGUUUCAUCAUGUUCUCACGUUUCCUUUCCGUCACUGCGCUUGCAGCAUUUUCCUCUGCUUCUCCAGUCGUUUACCAACGAGACAACAUCACAAACCCAUAUGUUUUCACCAAUCCCAAUGGACUUAAUUUCACCCAGCUGGAUCCUGCGUUGCCGAAUAUCACUGUUUUCGCAACCGGUAUGUUACUUCCCUGGUAUUCUUUUCGGGUGAGACUGUACUAAUGAAGAGUAUAGGUGGUACCAUCGCAGGCUCUAGCAGUAGCAAUACAGCAACAACAGGAUAUACCUCAGGUGCCGUGGGCAUCCUAACCCUCCUUGAGGCAGUUCCGGAAGUCCUCGACAUUGCAAACGUCGCCGGUGUUCAGAUCUCCAACGUCGGUAGCCCGGAUAUAACUUCAAGCAUUCUUCUCAAUCUCUCAAAACAAAUAAACGAAGUAAUUUGCAAAGAUGAUACCAUGAGCGGUGCAGUCAUCACCCAUGGUACUGACACCCUAGAAGAAUCCGCCUUUUUCAUGGACGCCACCGUCAACUGCGGUAAACCCAUCAUCAUCGUCGGAUCCAUGAGACCCUCCACGGCCAUUUCAGCCGACGGUCCUUUCAAUCUCCUCGAAGCCGUAUCUGUAGGUAUUAAUUCCGAUGCUGUUGGUCGUGGAGCUAUGGUCGUUCUCAAUGAUCGUAUUGUUUCCGCAUACUAUGCUACCAAGACCAAUGCAAAUACAAUGGAUACAUUCAAAGCAGUCGAGAUGGGAAAUUUGGGAGCACUCAUAUCAAAUACUCCUUAUUUUUUCUACCCUCCCGUUGAGCCCACCGGGAAAAUCGCUUAUGAUAUCUCGAACGUAACAGAGAUUCCUCGAGUGGAUAUCCUGUUCUCAUACCAGGAUAUGCAAAAUGAUACUCUCUAUAAUGCUGUUUCUAGCGGCGCCAAAGGCAUUAUCGUAAGUUCCCCUACUUCAUCACAUUCGCUAUAACCAUCCAUCUAACCUAUAAUCAAGAUUGCCGGUUCAGGAACAGGAAGCGUAAGUACAUCUUUCGACUACGCCAUCGAAGAUGUAAUCAACAGAUUCAACAUCCCCGUCAUUCAAAGCACACGCGUCCAAAAUGGAGAAGUGCCCGAAUUUGAGAGUGAGACCGCUUUGCGUAUCACAUCUGGAUAUUUGAAUCCUCAGAAAUCCAGGGUUUUACUUGGUAUUUUGUUGGCGUUGGAUAAGAAUAUUACCGAGAUUAAGGAUGCGUUCUCGCGGAAUGCUGUUUCUUAAUCUCGUAUGGAUGAGGUUGG